This is a messenger RNA of Diachasma alloeum, 1191 nucleotides long. RefSeq names its product odorant receptor 49b (gene Or27). Gene Ontology annotation, cellular component: plasma membrane. Lineage: Eukaryota; Metazoa; Arthropoda; Insecta; Hymenoptera; Braconidae. The transcript is spliced from 3 exons. Gene Ontology annotation, molecular function: odorant binding; olfactory receptor activity. Gene Ontology annotation, biological process: sensory perception of smell; detection of chemical stimulus involved in sensory perception of smell. The coding region runs from base 1 to 1191 and encodes 396 amino acids. The record is from RefSeq and is a predicted model, not a curated record.
AUGGAGCUGCAAGACUGGACAUUUGGCACGAGUUACGAGUUGCUGGUGUACAAACUCAUCAUGUGGCCGUUGGGAAUUUGGCCUCUCAAUAAAGGCGAAAUAUUUUCCGAGAUUCGACUGCUUCUUGCUGCAUCGACUCAGGCUGCCACAUUCAUCUGUUUGAGCCUAGAAAUAUGGAAUAAUUGUCGAGGAGUCGAAAUAGUACUGGACCUUUUCGUAUUGAGUGUCUUUUCACUGCUCGCCUGCAUCAAAGGACUGAUAGUGCAUCAUCACAUCAGCGAUAUGAACGAGAGCGUAACUUCUGCCAUUAUGGAUUGGUGUUCACUAUCGCGAAGUGAAAACCCCCAGAAUCGCGAGUUGAUGAUGAAAUACGCCCGAAUAGGUCGGAUAGUAUGUUUCUCCCUGAUGAUUCCAGCCUCCAGUGGAACUUUGUCAUGGAUAAUACUCGCUCUACCCCUCCCCAUGUUCACUCCGCCAAACAGCUCCGAUGUAAUCAAGAACUUUCCACUUCAAACUGCAUGCACAUUCGAGCCCAUUACAACUUCCAGAUUUUACUACAUUAUUUUUGUCCUUCAAAUGUACCAAUUGGUAACCACUUGUCUUGGAAACUGCGGCAAUGAUGUCUUCUUCUUCGGACUGUCGAUGCACACUUGCGGGCAGUUGGAAAUACUACAAAACGAUUUUACAAGUAUUAAAAUUAGGGAGCAAGAACCUGAUAAUUCGAAAAAAUUGAGGUGCAUGGUGGAUAGACAUGUGCAUCUCAUCGAACUGGUUGAGAAAUUGGAAAGCACAUUCAGUAUGAUCAUUCUGGCGCAGUUGAUAAUGAGUGCUGUGCUGAUCUGCAUCAUGGGUCUGCAGGUAAUAAUAGCAUUGAAAACCGAUGACAUGUUUGCAGCGAUCAAAGCCAACAUAGUACUUUCCUCCCUGAUGUCACAAUUGUUCCUAUACAGCUACGGCGGGGAUUGUUUGACAACUCAAAAUACAUCAGUGGUGCAUGCUGUCUAUAAAAGUUCAUGGUAUGAGACUUCAUCGAUGAUGAGGAAAAACAUUGCUUUUAUUAUGAUGCGGGCUAAUAAGCCAAUAUACGUCACAGCUGGGAAUUUUUUUUACAUGACAUUGAGCACAUUCAUGGAUAUUUUGAAAGCUUCCGUUUCGUACAUGUCGGUUCUUCGAAUAGCAAUUGAUGUGUAA